ACGGGGGUCGCGGGGGGCUCGGCGGGAGCGGCGCGCCGGAGCAGCAGGAGGCGCAUCCAGGGGCCACCUGGCUGGCCGUGGAACUGCAGCGGCCCAGCCCAGGGGUUCCACGGGAGAUGGCCACCGGCGCGCCUACCCUGCUGCUGCUCCUGCUGCUGCCGCUGCCCAGGCCCCCGCCCUGCGCUGCCAGCUGCCCAGACACGUGUCGCUGCUACAGUGCAACUGUGGAAUGUGGCGCCCUGCGGCUGCGCACUGUGCCACACGGGAUCCCAGCAGGGACGCAGACGCUGUUCCUGCAGGACAACAGCAUUGAGCACUUGGGCCCAGGGGUACUGGCGCCACUCGCAGCCCUGCGCCACCUCUACCUGCACAACAACAGCCUGACAGCCUUGGAGCCCGGGGCUUUCCGCACGCAGCCCCGGCUCCUGGAGCUGGCGCUCACGGGCAACCGCCUUCAGGGCCUGCGCACUGGCGCCUUCUCCGGUCUGAGCCAGCUGCGCAUCCUCUACCUGGCUGGCAACCAGCUGGUGCAGCUGCUGGAUUUCACCUUCCUGCACCUGCCGCGACUCCAGGAGCUGCACCUGCAGGAAAACAACAUCGAGCUGCUGGAGGACCAGGCACUGAGUGGGCUGUCCUCACUGGCACUGCUGGACCUGAGCAGGAACCAGCUGGGCACCAUUAGCCGCGAGGCCCUGCAACCCCUGGCCAGCCUGCAGGUCCUGCGCCUCACAGAGAACCCCUGGCGCUGUGACUGCGGCCUGCACUGGCUGGGAGCCUGGGUGAAGACGGGCGGCCAACGGCUGCUCAGCUCCAGGGACAGAAGGAUCACCUGCGCCGAGCCUCCGCGCCUGGCCAGACAGAGCCUCCUGGAGGUCCCGGGCAGCAGCCUCAUCUGCAUCCCGCCCACCGUACGCGUGGAGCCCCUGGAGCUGACGGCCAACCUGGGCGAAGACCUGCGUGUGGCCUGCCAGGCGUCCGGCUACCCGCAGCCCCUGGUGACCUGGAGGAAAGUGUCCCAUGCUCGCGAGGGGCCCAGGCCGGGGCGGCAGCAGACACAGGCCCGGCAGGCCAGCAGGGCGCCGGGACCGCGUGGGUCGGACACCGGCAGCGGCAUGCUCUUCCUUACCAACAUCACGCCCGCGCACGCCGGCAAGUACGAGUGCGAGGCCGCCAACGCGGGAGGCGCGGCACGUGCGCCCUUCCAGCUCUCGGUCAACCUGUCGCAGCCGCCGCCCGCCGCGCCCACGGGGCCUGUGAGCCAGGCGCCCCUGCUCGAGGCGGGGAGCCUGGCCUUCCGCGCACUGAGCCUGGCCACACAGUCCGCCGUGGCGGCCGCGAUCGCGCUACUGGCACUCACCGCGCUGCUGCUGGCUGCCCUCAUCUGCCGCCGCCGGCGCCGACCGCCGAAGGCUCCCUUGGCACCACCCUGCGAGGGCGCCCUGUUCAUCAACGACUACUCCGACGGGCCCUGCACCUUCGCGCAGCUCGAGGAGCUUCGCGGCGAGCGCGGCCACGAGAUGUUCGUCAUAGACCGCUCCAAGCCCCUGUUCGGGGAGGCCACCGCGCCCCAGAUGGACCUGGGCCCCCCACCGCCCCCGCCACCACGUGCCUAUGAGAUCCACUGCUGAGCGCACGCUGGUGGCGCAGGGCACACAGACUGGCCCAGCCGGCACAGUAAAGGGUGGAAGCUGCACUUUACUGGAGAAAA
This is a messenger RNA of Suncus etruscus (white-toothed pygmy shrew), 1708 nucleotides long. It is a transcript of the gene LRRC24, whose product is annotated as leucine rich repeat containing 24. The transcript is spliced from 5 exons. Gene Ontology annotation, molecular function: protein binding. Bases 117 to 1628 code for a protein of 503 amino acids. NCBI's taxonomy places the organism in Eukaryota, Metazoa, Chordata, Mammalia, Eulipotyphla, Soricidae. The record is from RefSeq and is a predicted model, not a curated record.